Molecule: messenger RNA, 1199 nt
Organism: Saimiri boliviensis boliviensis (Bolivian squirrel monkey)
Lineage: Eukaryota; Metazoa; Chordata; Mammalia; Primates; Cebidae
Gene: SERTAD1
Product: SERTA domain containing 1
Cellular component (GO): nucleus
Molecular function (GO): transcription regulator activity
Source: RefSeq, a predicted model, not a curated record
AGGAGUCUGGAGUCGUGCGCCCGAGUCAGAACUGCGUCUCGCGACCCAGGCGCCGGUUGCUGGAAGAGCGUGAGCAAGCGAUGCUGCCGCCGCCGCUUCCUGAUUGGCUGUGGGUGGCUACCUCUUUGUUGUGAUUGGCCGCUAGUGAGCAGGAUGCUGAGCAAGGGUCUGAAGCGGAAGCGGGAGGAGGAGGAAGAGAAGGAAUCUCUGGCAGUCGACGCCUUGUGGCUGGAUCCUGGCCACGCAGCGGUGGCACAGGCACCCCCGGCUGCAGCCUCUAGCUCCCUCUUUGACCUCUCGGUGCUCAAACUCCACCACAGCCUGCAGCAGAGUGAGCCAGACCUGCGGCACCUGGUCCUGGUGGUGAAUACGCUACGGCGCAUCCAGGCGUCCAUGGCACCCGCGGCUGCCCUGCCACCUGUGCCAAGCCCACCUGCAGCCCCCAGCAUGGCUGACAACCUCCUGGCAAGCUCGGACGCUGCCCUCUCAGCCUCCAUGGCCAGCCUCCUGGAGGACCUCAGUCAUAUCGAGGGCCUGAGUCAGGCCCCCCAACCGCUGGCAGAUGAGGGGCCACCAGGCCGUAGCAUGGGGGGGGCGGCGCCCAGCCUGGGUGCCUUGGACCUUCUGGGCCCAGCCACUGGCUGUCUACUGGAUGAUGGGCUCGAGGGCCUGUUUGAGGACAUUGACACCUCUAUGUAUGACAAUGAACUUUGGGCACCAGCCUCUGAGGGCCUCAAGCCUGGCCCUGAGGAUGAGCCGGGCAAGGAGGAAGCUCCGGAGCUGGACGAAGCGGAACUGGACUACCUCAUGGAUGUGCUGGUGGGCACACAGGCACUGGAGCGGCCGCCUGGGCCGGGGCGCUGAGCCCUCAUGUUGGGAUGGUUGUCUGGUAUCUGAACUGAGCUUGGUGGCUGGACCAACUGUCCUCAAAAAGACACAUCUGGCUUCCCUAGUCCAGAGAACAGGGCUUGGGCCAAUUUGCAGAGACAGAAUCCAGUCCUGGACAAUUUCACGUCCGUCCUCCUGUCUCAGGGCUGGCGGGGAAGCCUGGGAUUAGUCCCUAGUGAUGGAAUGACAGGGUCUGGUGGCGGACUGAAUUCCCUGGCCCUGCGGUCAUAGCUUGGGCUGUUCCAUCUCUGAUAUGGGAAGAGACCCCAGUCAAAUUUUUCAAAUUAAAACCAGUCCUGGGAAAUCUCAAA